Molecule: messenger RNA, 1982 nt
Organism: Myotis myotis
Lineage: Eukaryota; Metazoa; Chordata; Mammalia; Chiroptera; Vespertilionidae
Gene: PLA2G2F
Product: phospholipase A2 group IIF
Exons: 4
Coding region: 161-808 (215 amino acids)
Biological process (GO): negative regulation of T cell proliferation; phospholipid metabolic process; arachidonate secretion
Molecular function (GO): calcium ion binding; phospholipid binding
Source: RefSeq, a predicted model, not a curated record
AGCCGACUCCUGCUCGGGGUGGGAGGGGAGAGGCUCCUGGUACCUCCUGGCUCCGCCAUUCUGGGGGCUGAGCCUUUGGGAGGUGCAGGGCAGGUAGGAGGUGCUCAGAUCUUCCUGGAGCUGCUAAUCACAGGGAUGGGCAGCAGGAACCACGGCAUCAAUGUCGCCAGGGUCAACAAGGGACAGCACUGAGUGCAUCUGUAAUGAUAAUGAGGCCGGGGCAGGAGCAGCAGGCCUGGAAUUGCAGGAAGGAGGAAUGGCUCGACUCAGGACCUGGGUUUCGUCCUCUCUCAGAUCUAGCCUUGCUUUGAAGUUCUUCACCGUCACCAUCCUGGCCAGCAGCAUCCUGCCCGCAGCGCACAGCAGCCUGUUCAACCUGAAGACCAUGGUGGAAGCCAUCACGGGGAAAAAUGCCAUCCUGUCCUUCGUGGGCUACGGCUGCUACUGCGGGCUGGGGGGGCGUGGCCUGCCCAUGGAUGAAGUAGACUGGUGCUGCCAUGCCCAUGACUGCUGCUACCAGAAGCUCUUUGACCAGGGUUGCCACACCUACGUGGACCAUUAUGAGUACAGCAUCGAGAAUAAUACUACGAUUGUCUGCAGAGAUCGCAACCAGACGGACUGCGACAGGCAGACCUGCGAGUGCGACAAGAGCGUGGCUCUGUGCUUCCAGAGGCAGACGUACAAUGAGAAGCAUCGCAACUACCUCAACAUCUACUGCCAGGGCACCACCCCCAACUGCAGCAUCUACGAGCAGCCCAAGAAGGAGACCUGUAGCCCCGCCUCCUCGCCACCCCCUGCACUGCCCUAGUGCCCUCUGGGGGCUGACAGAGAAGAAGGGUGGCAGUUCCUGCUCUGGGGACCAGGCACAUGGAGCAGGCAGAGGUGGGGGUGGACCUGGAGCCUAUGGGCUACCCUGCCAUCUUCUCCCUGGAGCCCUCCAGCAAGGCUGGUCCCCAGAGGAUUCAGGAAGGCCUGGGCCCUGACUGUGGCCACCGGGGUCCUCCAGCCCAGGACUGGGCAUGUCCGUGUCCUGCUGUUGGUCCUGGACUUGGCAGGGAACGUGUGGCUUGUUGGCGUCACUCCUGAGUGUGGAAGACGAGACCUGAGAGAGAGGCCCCAGGCCCCCAGGUCUCUGACAAACACAGGAGAAGGCAGGGCCCAGCCCUCAGCCUCUCCCCCUGCACCUCCCCUCAUGCAGCAGCCAGGCCAGUGGGUGGAAAGACCUUAGGCCUGGGGAGGAAAGGCUGAGGGCUGGGACCCUCCUGGGUGAAAAGGGAAACAAAGGCCCAGGCAGGAAGCUGAGCAGAAGAUUCAGGGAGGCCGGGAGGGAGCAGCCUGGGGAGGAGGAAAGGGUAGGGAGAAGGGGAGAGAGGGGUGAGGGUCAGAUGUCUAGACCAGAGGUGUGGAGCUGGGUUGAAGAGCCUGAAGGUGGAGAGGAGGAGUGAGGGUCACAUUUUUUGAGGAAGGGGCUCCUGCAAUCCAGAGGUUCUCUCCUUCCUUACGAGUCCUUUCAGCUUAGUGAGAUCUUUUAUGCUAAGGUUUGUGGACGGGGCUGCACCUGCUUUACAUUGGUCUAGGAGCUGCCAUUGCCGAAGGGGUUCUCCUUGGCCAAUCUUCACUCAGGCUCCUGAGACCUCUUACCAACCUUUGGGUUUCCAUGUCCAUCUCAGCAUCACCUAGCUGUAGCAAGAAUCCUGCCUUGUCAUUUUAGCAAGAAUCCCCACCCACCAUUAAUGUCUGACCAGAUUCCACAUCCUCCAUCGUCUGAUCUGGCCUGCCCUCAGCAAGAAUCCUAUUAGGUCAGUGUAGCAAGAAUUAUCUUACCCUCUUAGCAAUUGUCCAUCCCCCAACCCACCUCCGGCUCCUCUAAAUCCCCACUUAAGAAGAAUGUGGCUUUGUGAUUGUUGUAUUAAGAAUGGAGCCCAGUGCUAUACUGCCCCCUGUUGCAGUAGUCUUGAAUAAAAUCUGUUUCUACCACUGAA